AUGUCCAAAUACGACCGCGCCCUCGAGCGCAUCGACCUAGCCCACAAAGACGACCCAAACACCAUAGAAGUGAACAACGAAACCCUCCCCUACGAACUCCACUAUGCCCAAAAGAUGACCAAAUACCUCGAGCGCCUAAAUCCCACCGCCUCCGAUCUCCUCCGCCUCGCAAUCCGCGCCCAACACCUCCGCCGCUGGGAAACCCCGCGCGCGUCCUACCCCGCCACGAAAAUUGGGUACCACUCCUGGCGCGGCGCGCUACAGCGCACACAGGCCGCAUUAGUUGAGAAGAUCUGUCUGGAAAGCGGGUAUGAAGCUGAGGAUGCGGCGCGCGUAGGCGCGAUGGUGCGCAAGGCGGAUUUGAGGAAGGGAGAUCCCGACACGCAGACUUUGGAGGAUGUGGCUUGUCUUGUGUUCUUGGAUGAUCAGUUCGAUAAGUUUGAGAAGGAUAUUGGGGAUGAGGAGAAGAUUCUGGACAUCUUGAGGAAGACUUGGGGCAAGAUGUCUGAGGCUGGACGGGCUGAGGCUUUGAAGCUUGACUUGUCGGAGAGGGGGAGUGCUUUGGUUUCGAAGGCUUUGGCGGGAUGA
Messenger RNA from Penicillium pulvis, 588 nucleotides. RefSeq names its product DUF4202 domain-containing protein. Lineage: Eukaryota; Fungi; Ascomycota; Eurotiomycetes; Eurotiales; Aspergillaceae. The coding region runs from base 1 to 588 and encodes 195 amino acids. The record is from RefSeq and is a predicted model, not a curated record. The transcript has a single exon.